UAUUUGGGUGGCCCACAUCCGCUGCGGUAGCUGAAAUAUAUAUAAGACUACAGCUUUUAAAACUGCAGAUCACGCUCCCAGAGUUUGAAAAAGGCAUACGUUAUAAAAUCCUGCAUACAUUUUAAAAUCCUGCAUAAAUACCAAACAAAAAGAAUGGCCAAAGGCAAAUUUCCAUUUCGUAGGACAAUAGAAUUCUUGAAUAGUGGAAGAACUAUUUUGCAGAAGAGGGUAAAGACUGUGUCAGUAUCGUUCACUACAGAAAAAGCAAGUAAAGGGUUAAGAGAUUUUGUGCUGCGUGAUCUUCCAAGAGUGCAAUACAAAAACCCAACGAAGCAAUUUGUCUGCUUCAGAAACAAAGACGAAUAUCCUCAUUUAACUUUGUUCUAUGACGGGGGUGAACGGCAACUCAUAGAUGUCUACAACAAAUCGGCGGAUGAAAUAUUAAGUCUGUUAGAUUUAGCUGCAGCUGCAACUGAAAGUGAGAUUUUGCAAAAACAGGAAGUGAAAUACCCAGGGCGAUUAAACCCAGCUAACUUUGGUAAAUACGGACAUUGUUUCUGCAUAUGUGAAAAACCUGGUCAAGUGCCGUGUCCGUCAAGAGUGAAAUUUGACAAAACUCCAAAAUGGUGGCAUAACAAAGAAGAAUCACAAAGCUGAGCAAUUGUUUUUUUAAAAAUUGUAAUGUAUAAAUUUGUACAUAUUUGAUAUAACAAUGGUAUACCUAAAACAGAA
This is a messenger RNA of Hydractinia symbiolongicarpus, 732 nucleotides long. RefSeq names its product 28S ribosomal protein S25, mitochondrial-like. The record is from RefSeq and is a predicted model, not a curated record. Lineage: Eukaryota; Metazoa; Cnidaria; Hydrozoa; Anthoathecata; Hydractiniidae. Gene Ontology annotation, molecular function: structural constituent of ribosome. Bases 154 to 657 code for a protein of 167 amino acids. Gene Ontology annotation, cellular component: mitochondrion. The transcript is spliced from 5 exons.